UUAAAAUCACAAACUCAAUCAUCUUUCUGUUGGAACGCCUCUUAAAGGCACGGGGGCACCUGGAGCCAUGCCGUCCCUGCGGGAAAUCAUGUUGAACCGGGCCAAGGAACCCGCCAAGGUUCAUCCCAUGGACCGGGCGCCGCCAACUCCAUUGACAGCUCCUGACACUCCAAGGGCAGCAACGCCAGAGGGGACGCCGCAGAGGAAUGGCUAUGGACGCCCUCCACGGCCCAAAGCGACCGGAGGACACCAAGCCAGCCCAGGAAGCGCAGGGUCAAUGAAGCCCAGAAGGCCAAGCGAGGAGCGACGACCCAGGGCAAGAGCUGACCUGGCAACACCUCAGAGAGGGCGCAGGGCCCCGAGUGAGCCUCCGCGAGGCAGACAAGAAGAGGAGGAUGGCACACCUGAUGGCAAAAAAGCUGAAGGUGGACUGAAUCCUCGUGCAAAGGCCAGAUCGCUUUCAGCCAACCGUGCUCCUGAAAAAAUCCGAAUAGGUGAUGCCGCACCUCCCAUUGACCGGAAGGGAAUCGGGAAGGUGCCAGCAUAUUUGAAGAGGAGGCAGGAGGAGAUGGCAGAGGAGAAACGAAGAGCGGCACGUCCCAUUUCUCCGCAGCCCCCGCCUGGGUACAGGAAAGUUGAUGAGACUGAGCGACAAGAUACCCUGGAUGUGCUUAGGCAACGGAAGGAUGAGAUUGAGAGAGCACAACGAAGCCUUCCCUUCAAGAUAGAGACUGUCGGGCAAAAGCAACGCGAGAAGGACUUAAAUGACCGCUUGGCUCACAUUGAGAAGCUCACAGGCAUGUUCUCCAAGCCCGUGGUGUUCGUGCCAGCAGAUUCUGGGCCAAUUGCAGCUUCUCUGCCGUCUUUAGGUGAGAAGGAUCGCCACUUGCAAGCAGAGAACCCGGUGGUCAAUGAUCGCGUGACAACAAGACCCAAAGAACGACCGUCCAUCACUGUGAAGCAAGCUCCAGGUGGCCACUCAAACCUCGUGCUUGGCUAGGCUGCCUCUGUGCUGUACAGUUGUCAAAGAUGCGGCCGGAAUGACAAGGUUGUUGAGUGGAUAGUAGGUGCUAGGUUUGCUGUUUUCUUGGGACCCAAAGGCCCGGAACACAGCCGUGCAAUGAAUACGAGAAUCAGAAUGCAUUGGCGAGCGUGGCAACUCAGCAGAUGCAGUCUUUGCACAAAAA
Molecule: messenger RNA, 1187 nt
Organism: Cladocopium goreaui
Lineage: Eukaryota; Dinophyceae; Suessiales; Symbiodiniaceae
Source: the annotation of a GenBank genome assembly